AUGUCCAUGGUUCUUUCCAGUGCUACACCCCUUCUGACGCCCCCAGACUCUCCCCGUCUGCAGCCGGCUGGCCCGGCCGUCAGGGUGACUUCGCCGCGCAUCGAGUUCAAUGUUGGCGUUGAGACGGAGCUGUUCCUGGAACGGCGAGUCGCUACCAAGGAGCUGCCUACCAUUCUAGAGUUCAGUCUCGAUCUGCGCGACCGGUACAUGGAAGAAGUUGGCUCGCAAGCUGGAUAUCCCGCCCUGCGCAGCCAGUUCGUGCCCAAGGAGGAGGUUGAAGAGGACCCCGGCUUUGAGAAGUGGUCCGUCAUUAACGAAAUCUCGCUAACUAAACGAGACCGCGAGCCAUGGGGUCUCGAGGUGGUGUCGCCUAAGCUUGCAGUUGCCGCCUCGUCUCCGUGGCGGUCGCACGUCAAGGGCUGGUGGCAGUUCUUGGACCAGAACUACAUAGUCUCAAACGACACGACUUGCGGCACCCACGUGCACAUCUCCCUGGAUGGAGAGUUUAGCGUGGCCAUGCUGCAGGAAAUCGCCGUGGCAGCCAUCUUCUUUGAGCCCGCCAUCGAGGCACUGGUGCCCCAGGAGCGCCGGGGCAACCGCCACACGGCGAGUAACUGGAUCGACAAUCCUAGCUUUGGGCAGCUCGGCCGGAGCAGAUACGACACGAUUGCGCGCCUGAGGAAGUGCAGGACCAAGGACGAGCUCAUCUGGAUGAUCAGUCCCGGCAAGCCCUACGGCUGGAACUUUUGGUCGCUGAACAAGCUGAGGACAAUCGAGUUCCGCCGCGGCUCCCCGAGUAAGUCCCAGCAUGACGUCUUCAUGUGGAUCGACUUCGUCGUCGCCUUCAUCCGCGCCGCCAUCACGAAGCCCAUCGAGAUCCACGAUAACUACCUCUCCUACGCCCCAACCGUCGGCGGCCUUUUCGAGUUCCUGGCCGAUGUCCGCGUCCCCGACUCUGCGAGCGACGUCUUCGGCAACGCGCAAUCCAUAGCCCGGCUCUUCGACGGCCGCCAGUUCCGCAUGCCCGAUCUCUUCAUGCAGCCUAUCCCGGCGGUAGGUGAGGGCCUUGCGCUGCUGUUCGACCAGGAAAUGUACAUAUAUAUGUUCCAAGCAAUUGACGACGAGGAGGAGGCCAUGCCUGGAAGAAUCAUGCUCGCUCGCAGGUCUGCCAAGCCAAACAGGCUCGCGGCGCUCAAGACGCUCCGAAUCAAGGAGGCAAACGAGAUGAUACACAAGGACGUCAGGAGCCCGCUCCAGGAGAUGAGGAGCCCGAUUGGUCUCUGCUACUAG
Messenger RNA from Lasiosphaeria miniovina, 1290 nucleotides. RefSeq lists its product as uncharacterized. The transcript is spliced from 2 exons. The record is from RefSeq and is a predicted model, not a curated record. The coding region runs from base 1 to 1290 and encodes 429 amino acids. NCBI's taxonomy places the organism in Eukaryota, Fungi, Ascomycota, Sordariomycetes, Sordariales, Lasiosphaeriaceae.